Molecule: messenger RNA, 826 nt
Organism: Myxocyprinus asiaticus (Chinese sucker)
Lineage: Eukaryota; Metazoa; Chordata; Actinopteri; Cypriniformes; Catostomidae
Product: lens fiber membrane intrinsic protein-like
Exons: 5
Coding region: 145-666 (173 amino acids)
Cellular component (GO): plasma membrane
Molecular function (GO): structural constituent of eye lens
Source: RefSeq, a predicted model, not a curated record
CUGGAUCUUUCGCUCUAUUGUGGCUGGAACAAUGAUGGCCAAGCGUAGAGGGCUUAAAAACCCUAGAACCAGACAGACAGACAUCGAGCUACAGGAGAGACAACAACUAACAGAGAGGAGAACGCUGACACGGGUCUCUCCUUGAUGCUGUUCUCUCUUGUAAACGGGGCCACACUGUGUGGCGCAGCGGCCCUCGUGCUCCUCCUCAUCUCCACAGCAACGGACUACUGGAUGCAGUAUCGCUACUCAGGAAACGCAGCCAGUCAGGGCCUCUGGAGGUUCUGCAUCAAUCACAAGUGCCACGCCCACACUCUCAUUGUGGCAUUCUGGGAUGCCACACGAGCCUUUAUGCUGCUGUCAGUUUUGAGUGCUUUUGCUGGAGUGGUUUUGGGCAUUGUUGCAUUUAACAGGCCGAGGAGCCGACAAAUACAGACCGGGGGGAUCGCGCUGCUCCUGUCUGGAUUCUUUGCGCUUCUGGCUUUGACUAUCUACACUGGAGUGACGGUCAAUUUCUUUGGCAAGCGUUACAUUGACUGGAGGUUCUCAUGGUCGUAUAUCUUGGGUUGGAUUGGCAUAAUUUUGGCUUUGGGGGCGGGUGCUUUGCAGCUUUGUGCAUACCGGAGAAACAUCGCUGAACCUGCACCAGCCAGCGUUUCGGACAGCUGAAAUACAGCCUGAACUUCUCAACAAAUGAAACGCUUUAUUCUGGAUUUAUGGCAUCCUGUACAAGAUCUCAAACAUCAUGUGACAUCUCAUUACAAAAACAUUCAAAAGAGCAUUUAAAUAAUGGACACAACAGACACUGGAUGAAAUAAACUGCUUUUGG